ACUUGCGAUUCAAAAAACCCCCCAUCGCCUCAGGAGAAGAAGCUCGGAUGAAGCUUCUUCUCCUGUUCUUCUCUCCACUUCUCCUUCUGCUUCCUCUGUCAAAUUCUGCAACAAAAUAAUGCGGGCCUGUCAGUUAAUAUUUCUCCCCCCUUCACCUUGAGAUCUUCACUGAGCUAUAGCUAGGAACUUACCUCUAUGUCUCUCUCUCCCCCCUUCACUUUGGCUACUAUAAAUUCUUCUCUCUCCCCUCACUCCCUCUCGCCACCAUUUUUCUCAGCUUUAGCUUCAGCUUCAUUUCUCAUUGGUCUCUGUCUCCCUCUCUGUUCAUGUACGUCUGACAAUGCAGUGUUAAAGCAGUUCAGAUGGUGAAUUUAUGGGAAAAUUUUCCUCUGUAAUUUCCUUUUCCACGAGCAUUCAGCAUUUUGCCAUAAAUGCUUCUUCUGUUUGACAAGAACCUUUCAGAAAGAGCGCUCAAUCUCUGUCUCUCCAGCAAUUCCUGCCUUUUCUCAUAAACUCCACUCGAAGUCAUACGAAAGAACAUAGUUACUUCUCUUUAAGAAAGUCCCAUAUCUUCUCUCUCUCUCUCCCCCCACUUGAAAAAGUUUCUUGAAAAAGCUUUGAACUUUCUGCUAAAGAAGCUCCCAAUCCCGCCAUGGAAAUAACCACCGUUAAUUUCCACCACCGGAAGUCCUUCAAGAUCGACCCGCGCCCUCUGAUGCUCAAGGACUACUUGCGGGAUGACAUGAGCUCCUGCUCAUCCAACGGAUUCAAAUCCUUCCCCCGCCGACAGUGCUGCACCACCGUCCGAUUCCUCCUCGAGAUCGACCUCAAAGCGGCACCACCCUCGACCCCCUCGAAACGACGUCCGCGGAGAAGCAGUUCGCGCUCUCCGGCGACGGCCUCUGUUCUGCAGGGAGCCUCCGUCAAGGUCCUCAACGCCGUGAAACUCCUCCAGUUUCAUUCCACCAAGUCUCCGUCGGGCAACGUGGCGAAGAAGAGCAAAGUUCGCAGCCGCAAGGGGCUCUUGCCACGGAGCCUCUCGCGGAAGCUGUGGAAGUGGAGCUUCUGGAAGAAAACGCCGAGACGAGAGGGGGGCGGCGAGGAGAUUGGACGGCGGAGGUCCAUCGAGAAGCGGCCGCCGCCGUCCUCCGAUCGGAAUGCCAACUCGGCAAUCGCACCUCACAGGUUAUCCACAAGCUCCAGCAGUAGUAACAACCGCCAGCACAGUAGCAGCUGGGACAGCAGCGAGUUCACGGCCGAGUUGGUCCGCUGUCCGAGCGGCGACUCGGAAAUCUCCGCACGCCGAAACGAGGUCGUAUUGGAGGAUAAGGGCUUAGAGCGGAGGGGACCACACGAUGAGAAGGUCAGCGAUAAAGUAGGCGCAACACACGGCCAGGAUUCCAUCACAGCAACCCCCACCUGCUCUAAGCAAGAAUGGCCUAAUGAGGAGAAGGAGCAGUUCAGUCCAGUGUCUGUGUUGGACUGUCCAUUCAAGGAUGAUGAAGACAUUGCUUCACCCUUUGGUUGGAGCCCCUCGCGCAUUGGAGGUGCUAAGCAGAGGCCCAAGCACAAGGCGCGCCGGUGCGAGAGGCUUUCUCGACUGAAGCCGGUACAGCUGGAGAAGAGGAUCGCCUUAUCGGAGCUUGAAGGCGAAUCUCUGGUGCAGCACUCGAGCUUGACCCCUAGCCCGAGCGUUCUUACCGAGGAUCAAGACGGCGAAACCGAAAUCGAAGAAAAGAUUCGAGAAUUGCUUGAUGCCACCAUGGGAGUUAACCCGUCUUUCGUCUCGAAGGUGGACAUUCUCCUGUUGGACUUCUUUCGAGAGAGGCUGGAGGAGGAGGAGGGCACGAACAAGAUCGCGAUCGGAGGAUCAUCGGAUGAACUAGAGACCGAACUGCUGAAGGUAGCUGAUGGUUGGAUCAAGGGACAACCCCAGGAAGUGUUUCUAGGAUGGGAGGUUGAAGAUGGGAGGGAUGCUUACAUUAAGGACAUGGAGAGGAGAGAGAGAUGGAGAGAUGUGGGUGAAGAAAAGAUGGGAGUUGCUUUGGACUUGGAGGUUGAGGUUUGGAGUUAUGUGAUGGAUGAAGUCUUGCUUGAUAUUAUCUUUAGCUGAAAAAAUGUGGAAAUUAGAGAGGAAUAAAUUAGGUUGAUUUCCCCCCUCCUUUUUUUUUGUUCUUCUUGG
Rhodamnia argentea is the source of this 2182-nucleotide messenger RNA. RefSeq lists its product as uncharacterized. The transcript is spliced from 3 exons. The coding region runs from base 653 to 2113 and encodes 486 amino acids. The record is from RefSeq and is a predicted model, not a curated record. NCBI's taxonomy places the organism in Eukaryota, Viridiplantae, Streptophyta, Magnoliopsida, Myrtales, Myrtaceae.